This is a messenger RNA of Radiomyces spectabilis, 773 nucleotides long. RefSeq names its product transmembrane protein 18-domain-containing protein. The record is from RefSeq and is a predicted model, not a curated record. The transcript is spliced from 4 exons. NCBI's taxonomy places the organism in Eukaryota, Fungi, Mucoromycota, Mucoromycetes, Mucorales, Radiomycetaceae. The coding region runs from base 25 to 561 and encodes 178 amino acids.
CCACCACCUAAAACAGGUCACUUUAUGUGGAUGAAUUUUAUUGGUGGGAUCGGCUUGCAUGCCAUUGGGACGCACUCAGGCAUGGUCUCGUCACAGCAAGACAUUGUGCAGAAUAUCCUGCGCACCCUCCAAGCACAGUUACAACACAAUACUCCACCUGCAGCAAGUCAAUAUGGACAGCAAGUGAUAGGCUUUUUUCAUGCUGUCCAGUGGUCGCAACCGUGGUUGCAAGCCCUUGUAGGCUUCCAUAUUCUGAGUCUGAUCAUGGUCAUUGUACUACGUAACCGGCAUACCGCUCUGUGUGUCUAUUUCUUUAUCAUACUUGGGUUGGCGGCUUUAUCGGAGAGAAUGAAUGCCCUUGGUCAGAUGUACUGGCGAAACUUUGCCGUCGCCGAUUAUUUUGACGAGUCGGGAUUGUUCAUCUCGUUUGUGUACGCGUUUCCCUUGAUUAUCAAUGGGUUUAUUACGUUGUUUUUUAUAUUGCGCGCCGCCUUUACCACCAUGGUGGAAAUGAAACGUAUGCAACUGAGGCGAAAACAGCAGCAUAUCAAAAAAGAUUAAGUCAAUAUAUCAUAUCACAUCUCAACGGUCAAGGAUCAUCGAUCAACAUGUCAUCUCAUAGCAGUUUUGUAAAAAUUCGCAAUAAAACAUCUUUGUCUUUUCACAGCCGUCAUCCAUGAUCCGUCAUGAUCGAUCCGGACGAUGGACUGUGCGCGACUGAUUGGAAGUACUGUUAUUUAUCCAUUGCAAAGCCUGUUUCGCACGCUUCGUUC